UCCUUCUUCUUUUUGAUAGUGUGUCUUCCUCUUUUUCUUCUUCUUCUCCGUCUUCUUCUUCUUCUUGUUUGUGUUUCUUCCUCUUCCUCUUCAGUUGUUUUUUUUCUGGUAUGGAUCAUAUCCGCUCAAUCAAAUGCUGACAUGUCUUUGUCUAUUGUUUUUCAUCAACCCGUAAUGAGUGCUUAAAAACGGUUUGUGUUCCUUUUCCUGCUAAAAUUAAUUUAAAAAAAGCUCUCUCUUGUUUGUUUUGAAGCUGCUUCAAGGGUCUCAGGGGAGCACUUCAGAUGCUAUACAACCUUGAUGAAGAUGAAGACGAGGAAGACAGGAUUCCACUAUAAACAAGGAAGGCGACCCUUAAAGAAAUCUCCUGACCCCUGCAAACACCGGCUUUGGCUGCCAGAUGCUGGGGAAUAAUGGAUGGGACUGCAGAAGGAAAGAUGGAGAGGUUGUGGCAGGCCGGUAGAUGAUGAAGUGAUGGAGAUGUUAGGAGGCCACGGCCAUUGUGAUGCUGGGUGGCUGUUACUCUGGAACUGCCAUCUGCCGAAAAGGGUGCUGUGUAAUGAUAUCCUCAGCCUGAAGGUGGCAGGAGAUCCAGUGCUAACCCCUAACUCGGUGUGUCUGAGGCUGGCAGGCCUCAGUAAACGUCAGAUGCGGAUGUGUGUGCGGAGCCCGGAUGUGACGGCCUCUGCUCUGCAGGGCAUCCAGGUGGCCAUCCACGAAUGCCAGCACCAGCUCCGGGACCAGCGCUGGAACUGCUCCUCGCUGGAGGGCCUUGGCAAGCUUCCCCACCACAACACCAUCCUCAACAGGGGUUUUCGUGAGAGUGCCUUCUCUCUGGCCCUGUUGGCAGCGGGUGUGGCUCACUCUGUGGCCUCGGCCUGCAGCAUGGGCAAGCUGCGGGGGUGUGGCUGCGAGGCCAAGCGUCGCCAGGACGAUGACAAGAUCCGGCUGAAGCUCACACAGCUGCAGCUGCAGACCCUGCAGAAGGGUGGAGUAGGCCUCGGCAUGGCGCGGUCAUUACCCUCAGAGCUAAACAGUCACCAUGGCGACCUGCCCGCUAACCUGCGCUCCACCCACCCCUCCGCCCUGCUCAAGCCUUUACCAGAUGAGCUGAGCUCCAUGCAGGAGACGUGGGAGUGGGGGGGCUGCAGUCAUGACGUCCGUUUCGGGGACCGUUUUUCCAGGGACUGGCUCGACUCCCGCGGGUCUCCAAGAGACAUCCACGCUCGCAUGAGGAUACAUAACAACCGGAUGGGACGACAGGUAGUGACUGAAAACAUGAAGAGGAAGUGCAAAUGUCACGGCACCUCAGGGAGCUGUCAGUUCAAGACCUGCUGGCAUGUGUCUCCAGAGUUCCGGCUUGUGGGUUCUCUACUCAAGGAAAAGUUCCGGUCAGCAAUCUUCGUCAACUCCCAGAACAAGAACAAUGGGGUUUUUAACCCUCGGACAGGAAACGGCGCCGGCGGGAGCACAGGGGGACUCAACGGAGGUCGCCGUCGAACCAUGUCCAGAGAGCUGGUGUACUUUGAGAAGUCCCCUGAUUUCUGUGAGCGCGACGCGUCCGUAGACUCUCCUGGCACACAAGGACGCAUCUGCAACAAAACCAGCUACGGCACAGACAGCUGCGGCUCGCUGUGCUGCGGCCGCGGACACAACAUCCUGAAACAGACACGCAGCGAGCGCUGCAACUGCAGGUUCCACUGGUGUUGCUACGUGCUGUGCGAGGAGUGCCGUCUCACAGAGUGGGUCAAUGUGUGCAAGUAGAUUCCAGUUCUCCCGGUCCCAGCUGCCUUUACCCAUCCAGGACUCAAGAUGGCGAGCCUGUCCCUUUCGCCCAUUCCUUUUGUUCGAGCGUUUGUUUUGCUCCUUGUGUAACUCUUCCAGAGAAUCUGUUUAUCCCCCCCACCCCUCCACCCUUUCCUUUUUUUUGGUCCAUCAUCUGGGAUCUAUUUUCUCUUUGUAGCCGCUGUUAUUCUCAAAAUGCCAAGUCAGAGAUUGAAGAGGUGACUCAUGUCAUUUGUCUUGCCAUGGUCUGUUUAGACACUGCCCUCUCAGCCAUGAAAACAGCCGAAACCCCCAUUUUCUCAAUCCCACAAAACAAAGACGAGCAACAGUAGAGAAACAUUUCAUGCUGACUCAUCUCAUUGUACAGUAGCUGUGUAUUUUAAUGUGUACAUGUAUAUUUGUAAAUGUAUUAUUAUUAAUAUUA
Messenger RNA from Sebastes umbrosus (honeycomb rockfish), 2209 nucleotides. It is a transcript of the gene wnt10b, whose product is annotated as wingless-type MMTV integration site family, member 10b. NCBI's taxonomy places the organism in Eukaryota, Metazoa, Chordata, Actinopteri, Perciformes, Sebastidae. Gene Ontology annotation, biological process: cell fate commitment; multicellular organism development; canonical Wnt signaling pathway. Gene Ontology annotation, molecular function: cytokine activity; frizzled binding. Gene Ontology annotation, cellular component: extracellular region. The record is from RefSeq and is a predicted model, not a curated record.